AUGCACAGCUCACAAGUUGCCGGAAAUCAUGUGAGAGCGGCAGGUGAAGAAGCCCCCCGAUCAACAGUGACUCCUCCAUCACAUAAACACUUCGCGACUCGACUGAGAAAUGCGGAUGAUUUGACUCGUUUCUGUCUUUUUUUCUCGGCGAACACCUCCGAGCUCACCCUUGACCUUGACGACCAUCAGAAUCCCCUCCUUGACGAACCCACUUGGGCAGGGGCGUACGCGAUCGACAGCCAGCCAACGGACCAUAUGCGGGCACGUUGCGGCUCGCAUUGGAGAUGGUCUUGUUGUUUGCUCGGCUUCUGA
Aspergillus puulaauensis is the source of this 312-nucleotide messenger RNA. RefSeq lists its product as uncharacterized. The record is from RefSeq and is a predicted model, not a curated record. The coding region runs from base 1 to 312 and encodes 103 amino acids. The transcript has a single exon. Lineage: Eukaryota; Fungi; Ascomycota; Eurotiomycetes; Eurotiales; Aspergillaceae.